Molecule: messenger RNA, 666 nt
Organism: Ostreococcus tauri
Lineage: Eukaryota; Viridiplantae; Chlorophyta; Mamiellophyceae; Mamiellales; Bathycoccaceae
Product: 5-formyltetrahydrofolate cyclo-ligase
Exons: 1
Coding region: 1-666 (221 amino acids)
Biological process (GO): folic acid-containing compound biosynthetic process; tetrahydrofolate interconversion
Cellular component (GO): mitochondrion
Molecular function (GO): 5-formyltetrahydrofolate cyclo-ligase activity
Source: RefSeq, a predicted model, not a curated record
AUGAAGGCGGCGGCGCGCGACCGCGCGCGCGAGGCGCUGCGGAGGAUGACGCGGGAGGAUAUGCGUGCGGCGGACGCGUCGAUCGAGGGACGCCUGGGUGAGAUGCGGCGGACGCGAGACGCGCGGCGCGUCGCGGCGUACUUGGCGAGCGAAAGGCUUCGAGAGUGCGCGACGAGUGGGUUCGUCCGGCGGGCGCUCGCGAGCGGGAACACGAGAGUGUUCGUCCCGCUGGUGAGUGAUGCGUCGACGUCAUCGAUGCGAAUGCUCGAGAUUGAGGAUCCGGAGACGGACGUCGAGCGCGGCGCGUACGGCUUGCCCGAGCCGCGCGCGACGCGAGCCGACGGAAGUCGUCGCGUGGACGCCUUGGAGGACAUCGAAACCGUCGGCGCGCUCGAUGUUAUCAUCGUUCCCGGUUUCGCUUUCGGCGAGGACGGUCGAAGGCUCGGUCGCGGGGGUGGAUAUUACGACGCGUUUCUCGCUCGCUACGCCGACGCGUGCGUCCGCGUGAACGCGUCGCCGCCGCUCGUCGUCGCCCUCGCGUACGAGUGUCAAAUUUGCCCGCCCGGCGUCGUGCCCAUUGAUGCGCACGAUCGCAUCGUCGACGUCGUCGUCACGGAGUCUCGAUCGUUCGCGUGCACGUCCGCGGGCUCCGACGCGCUCGCCUAG